ACAGUGGGUUACUGUUGUGAUUAUUAUUUGCAUACACACUUCGCAUAUAUAUUUAUAAUUUUUGCAUAUAAUGGCAGACGUUGAUGAGAUUGUUUCAAAAUUUAACGCCCUGAGUACGCGGAAAGAUACAAUAGAUAAGUCCAACUCUGCAAAAUGCUUCCCAGGGGCAAAGGUUGGGUGUUGUACAUAUCCAGACGAUUUAAUAAUGGAAUAUGUACUCCUCAAUGAAGAUAUUUUAGGGACUAAAGACACUCAGGAUGCUUCGUCUGGUAAUAAGGCUGGUUCCAACCAUAGGAUAAAUGUUCUUUCUGAUGAAAGGAUUUUGUACAUUUGUGAGAAUGUAAUAUGCGUUAUCUGCCAUCACCUGAUAGAGACUGGUCAAACAAAUGCACUGUUAGGUGUGUUGGUUAGAAACGAAGAUUUUUUUUCGAUUCUUCCUCAGGCUAAGACGGCCAAGAUGAUAAGGUCUAUAUUGGAGCGCCUUUCACAAGAGGUAAAGGAUUUAAAUGUCUUGUAUAAAAUCUUUUCCAUAUAUCGUACUUGGUGUGAUUCUAAAAAACGUAAAUUCUUGGGACUUCGUUUGGAACUCAAAAUAAUAAUUAUUCUCAUACUAAUGAGGAAGUUCAACGCUGCUUCGAAUAGACUCAAUUUAUUACAACAGGAAGUUAAAGCUAUUGAAGACAAACCGUUGCUGCUAGAUAUUUAUUUGGUUCAGGCAAAAUUCCAUCUUCUUCUGAGGAAUUUCAUUAAGAUGAAGGUUGCAAUUAGUAAUGCCAAAAACAUAGCAACAAAUAUUAAUACACCAGUUUACGUAACAGCUGAAAUAGAUCUAUUGUCCGGUAUACUCUAUAUUUGCGAGAAGGAUUAUAAAACUGCGUAUUCUUAUCUCUAUGAAAGUUUUGAAGCGUUCAAUAUGUCACUAUGCAAUACGUACAGCUAUCUUUACCCAGAUUUAAACAAAGUGAAACAAAAAAAGCUAGUAUUUGAUACAAUUAGUACGUAUCAACCUAUGCAUGACGAUGAAUCGGAAAUUUCGCCUCUUACUGAUAAACCUAGGUACAGUUGCCAUCCCACAACAUCGGAUAUUUCUGCAGUUUUUUUUACGUUUUAUAAUUUGCAUGAUUACAAUUUUGGGGUGGAUACCGAAUUACAACAAUACGUUGAUUCAUGCGGGUCUUUCUAUCUCAAACAUAAUACAAUCUCUCAUGAUAUGGAUAAUAUUGAUGAUGAGAGUUAUAGCCUAACCUUUGAAUCUGGAACUAAUAAUGUUGAUAUUAUUACACUAGUACGUGCUGACGAACGUAAACUUGUCCAAUCUUUAAAAUAUUUGAUGCUCUCUACAGUGUUAAACGAUCAGGCGAAUGAGGUAAACACAAUUUUAGGGGCAAAAAACAAACUUAAAUAUUCCAAUCACAUUGAAAUUGUUAUGAUACAAAAGAUAUCAAAGUGUUAUAGGGAAAGCUCUUUGGUUGAUUUUGAAGGGCUGCUUGUGGAUUAUAAGAGCGUAAUUUUACUUGACCCCGUUCUUCAACAUGAAAUUGAAGGACUUUACGAGACAUUAUUGGAAAAGAAUAUCAUUAGGUUGUUAAAACCUUAUAGUGUAGUUGAGUGUGAGUUUAUUUCAAGGAAGUUGCAACUUCCUCAAGAUAAAAUCGAGAAAAAGUUGGCAGAAAUGAUCCUGGAUAAUAAACUCAAGGGCACUAUUGACCAAGGCUCGAGUACUUUGGAAGUAUAUGAGGACUUCACCAUACAGCCAAUUUACGAAGAUGUAAACAAGUCGAUUGGACACAUGACUGAAGUCAUAGAAACAUUGUACGAAAAAGCACAAUGUGCUAUAUAA
This is a messenger RNA of Theileria equi strain WA, 1840 nucleotides long. RefSeq names its product proteosome subunit, putative. The transcript has a single exon. The record is from RefSeq and is a predicted model, not a curated record. NCBI's taxonomy places the organism in Eukaryota, Apicomplexa, Aconoidasida, Piroplasmida, Theileriidae. Gene Ontology annotation, molecular function: structural molecule activity. The coding region runs from base 71 to 1840 and encodes 589 amino acids. Gene Ontology annotation, cellular component: proteasome regulatory particle, lid subcomplex. Gene Ontology annotation, biological process: ubiquitin-dependent protein catabolic process.